Messenger RNA from Abrus precatorius (Indian licorice), 1286 nucleotides. RefSeq names its product zinc finger protein ZAT9-like. The record is from RefSeq and is a predicted model, not a curated record. Bases 81 to 1103 code for a protein of 340 amino acids. The transcript has a single exon. Lineage: Eukaryota; Viridiplantae; Streptophyta; Magnoliopsida; Fabales; Fabaceae. Gene Ontology annotation, biological process: regulation of DNA-templated transcription.
UCAUUUUAUAGUUCCACACAUCACAAACACUAAACAAAACAACAGAGGUGUGCUUUGCUUUGCGUGCUCUGUUUUUAACGAUGGAGAAGCACAAGUGCAAGCUUUGCUUUAGAAACUUCUCCAAUGGAAGAGCUUUGGGGGGUCACAUGAGGUCUCACAUGAUGAACCUACCCAUUCCUCCAAAACCAAACGAGUUCGCAACGGUUCAACUCAGUUUCGAGACCGAGUCAUCUCCAUCUUCAUCUUCCUUCGAACAAGACAAAAGCCUCUCUUAUGGUCUGAGAGAGAACCCUAAACGAAGCUUUCGUAUCGCAGAUCCCGAGUUUUCGUUUCCUGCAGACGCAGCCUCUGCCUCUGUGAUCCUCCAAGACAGAGAAAGCGAGACCGAGUCAUCCAAGAAACCAACUCGGAAACGAUCCCAGAGGCCGCGGAAACUCGGCGACACAACAAAAACAAUGAACAUCGCCAAACAGAACGAGUCGGCGAGUUCUGUUUCCGACACAACCACGGAGGAAGAUGUCGCAUUCUGUCUCAUGAUGUUGUCUCGUGAUAAGUGGAGUGAAAAUAAUCAUUAUGAGGAGCAGGAGGAAGAGGAGGAGGAAGAAGAAGAACAAGAGGAGAAAGAAGAAGAUAGCGAUGAAUCCGAGGAGCUGAAGUCUUGGAAGAAACCUAACAAAGUACGAGGAAGGUACAAAUGUGAAACAUGUGACAAGGUUUUUCGAUCUUAUCAAGCGUUAGGUGGACACAGAGCGAGUCACAAGAAGAUCAAAGUGGUCGAAGCUGAAGUUGAAAUGAAGGAUGGAAAAAACGGUGAAGAUUUUGCUGCUGUAGUUGUGGAGAAGAAAAUCCAUGAAUGUCCGGUUUGUUUGAGAGUGUUUGGAUCGGGUCAAGCUCUCGGUGGACAUAAGAGAACCCAUGUUAUUGGUUCUGCAACCGUAACUGCAACGCCAAUCGCAACCACAACUAAUUCAGUUAGAACUUCCACGAAGUUCGGAGACAGUUUGAUAGAUCUAAAUCUCCCUGCUCCUGCUGAUGAUGAUGAUGAUGUUAGCCAGUUCGAUGUCUCCGCCGUUUCAGAUGCAGAGUUUGUCAAAUUGCAUUAGGCAUCGGAGGGUGUGUUUGGAUUCACGUCAAAUCUACUUGAACAAACAGCUUUCACGUUAAAACGUGGCUUUGAUUACUUUCCAAACAAGUAGUUUAAAACUUUUUUCUUUCGUGGACUAGUUAGGCCAUGAUCCCAAGGUACAAAAUUUUGGUUCAGUUAAUUAAUUUCAAUUUUAGAUUUG